GGAUGCGCUUAACAAUCCAUACUGAUAUGUAGUAGAUAAAAGUUUAUUAUAAUGGCGUCUGUUGUUCUCCAGGUUUAGAGGUUGCUUUGCAUGCGCCAGGCUUCUCCCCAGGCGGAUUCCAAAUAUCUCACGUAUCACUUUCAAUUAUGGUCUCGCUCACCCAACCAAAAGUCCAGCCCCUACCCAGCGGCAUAAACCUAACCGGCAAGACUGCAGUAGUCACCGGUGCAAGCGCAGGCCUGGGGCUGGAAAUGACUAGGCAGCUUCUCCAACUCCGCAUCUCAACCAUCAUCCUCGCUGUCCGAAACACCGCCAAAGGCGAGUCCUGCGCAAAGUCCCUCCGCCAGGACAGCGGCAUUCGGACCAACAAUCCCAAGGCCGUUACCAAGGUGAUGGAGCUCGACAUGGACCGAUACGAUAGCGUGCAAGCGUUUGCGCGGAAGCUCCGGGAGGAAGUCGCCGUUGUCGAUUACCUUAUCCUGAACGCAGGCAUCGGUCUCAUCAAACUCGAGCGCAGUCCGAGUGGCCACGAGCGCGUCAGCCAGGUCAACUAUUACGCCAAUGUGCUUCUGAUCGCGGAGCUCCUGCCGCAUCUCUACGCCGGUGCGGAGAAGACGGGGUCCCCUGCGCGGAUUUCCUGGGUGGGCAGCCGACAGCAUCUGUCCUCAAGUCUGCAGAAGCAUUCCUUCACAGAUGGUAAGGGCCCACUGGCGUAUCUAGAUACAGAAGAGGCAUUCCUUCCGUUUCAAAGAUACGGCGACUCCAAACUGCUGUGCGUGAUGUUCAUGUAUAGUUUGGCGGAGCGCCUGGAUCCAACCAAGGUCGUCAUCAACAUGAUGUGCCCCGGCAUGGUGAAUACGUCUAUGAGCGAUGUACUCCCACUACAUCUGCGCCUUCUUGUCAAUGUCCUCAAGGCGAUUGCUGCCCGGUCCGUUGAGGCGGGUGCGUGGAUUGUUCUGCAUAGUGCCCUUGUCGCGGGUCCGGAGUCGCAUGGCAAGUUCUUAAACGAUAAGACAAUCGCCGAGAAAGCACCGUACAUUGUCUCGGCGGCGGGCCAGCAGGUGCAAAAGAAACUGUGGGAGGAGACGAUAGCAGAGAUGAGCAGGUUGAUCACGCUCCCUGUUGUAUUCAAAUAA
Molecule: messenger RNA, 1136 nt
Organism: Aspergillus calidoustus
Lineage: Eukaryota; Fungi; Ascomycota; Eurotiomycetes; Eurotiales; Aspergillaceae
Source: the annotation of a GenBank genome assembly